AUGAAGGGGAAGAAGUUGGCGCUGGGCCUGGCGAAUCUCAUUGGCCCGCAUAGAGCUGAUGAUCGUAUGCCCGUCGCGAACACGAAAGAGAGCCCGCCGCCCUCGCCGUAUCCUGGACAUCGCGCUCCUCUGUCAACAAAGGUCGAAUCCGAUCUGCGUCUAGCCUGUGCCGGAGUUCUACUCAACACCAAACCAUCACAUCACUAUGUCGCUCCCGACGCCCAAUCCACCGCGCCGCAAGAAGCCAAACAAGCACUCGACUACGAUGCCAUCAAGAGAUCCGCAUCCACUCUCGAGGCACAAGCCUCACGUCCCUUCCCACCGCGUACCGACUCGGCCGACGAUAAACACCCUCUGAAAUACGCCUAUCGUCCAGACGCUCCCAUCGAUCAGCUCUUCGACAAGUCAGAUCCUGCCCUUGAUCCCGUGCAAUCCCUCCUCGGCAAAUCCAAACAUGACACGCCAAUGGGCAGUCGUGCAAAGACUCCGGUCCCCAAUCUUCUCUCUCCCAGCAGUGAUGCUGGUACGCGUCCUCACGUUGCCAAACGCUCACUCUCUGGCGAGACCAAUGGCUCCACUCCCAUCACAGACGUAACAGAGUAUCACUGGAGUACCUCUACAGCCCCUACCUCGGCCGCCAUCACACCUGCAGGCACUUCAAAGCGAGACUCCUCGCAUAUACCUGUUGAACAAGAGCAGGCCAUCAAAAGCGAUACUUCUGCCAUCGAGUGGAUGCGCAACGAACUCGAGCGUCGCCGUCAGAAACAAGCUGCUGAAGAAGAACAGGCAGCACUUCCGCCAUUGUCUCGUGCUCCUAGCAGGGCACGAAGCAUUCGAAGCCUUCGCGACAACAUUAAAGAGUAUAUCCGCCCAAGCAGUUCCGGAGGUCCCAACAAUAGCCGAGCACCUAGCAGGUCUACUUCACGCUCAUCACUACGAUCCGAUUCAAAGUCCCAAGAUCCAGAGAUCCGUGGCGGCUGGAGAAGCUGGGGGAAGACUUUGAAGAAAGAACACGCACAAACCGACCUCAGCAGGUCAAACUCGAGCAGAGGAAGAGCAGAGAGCCCAAAACAGCCAAAAUCGAAAAAGACCGAGAUCAAUCUAAACCGCGAGCUGCCUCCACUUCCAAGUCUUGAUCAGUGGAAGGAUGAGCAACCCGCACCUCCGACGCGAGCUCCCCCUCAGGCUCCUCCCCUUACACAUCAUCCUGUGCAUUCUAAGCACAGUAGAAACACCAAAUCAGUCGACAGUGUAAUGAGCGAAAAGGACGAGAUCGUCGCAGCUCGCUUGGGUUCGCCGGUCAAAGAGAAGACAGAGGUUUACGUUCCCACUCGCUCGCCUCGUCACACAGCAGCCACUAAGAUGCCAAAUCUUGGAGCCGCCUAUACCAAUGACGAUCUUCUUCCACGCAGCAAGUCUGCAGCUCGCUCCCGGACUCCGGAGCCAACAUCAAUGAGCAUAAGAGCCAUUCCUUCCCAUCACGGCGGUGACUCGACAAGUUCACGUGUGCGAUCACCAGGCAAUCCAGCAUUUUCCUCCCCAUCCACCGGAUUCUCACAACACCGCAACUACGACAGCUCGAGCAUACCCACCCCACUCGGCAGUAUCAGCAGUAGUUCACUCAACAAGAAACCAUCGGAGAAACCAGCGACCUCGAGUAAGCACGAUCACAAACACCGCAAUGCGAAGGACCGCGUCAUAGUCCGCUCUCCACCACCGGUACCGCCAAAAGAAGGUGGUGAUAAAAAGGCAUGGUGGAAUCUCAAAGCCAAAAGCAAGAAGCCCGCCACUUGGAUGGAUCAGCUCGAGAAGAUGGGUGGAGUCAAAGAUGGCAUUCUGAUUCCUGACGAGGAUGCUUGCAGCGCACCUCACAUUCGCUACUAA
This is a messenger RNA of Aureobasidium namibiae CBS 147.97, 1884 nucleotides long. RefSeq lists its product as uncharacterized. The transcript is spliced from 2 exons. The coding region runs from base 1 to 1884 and encodes 627 amino acids. The record is from RefSeq and is a predicted model, not a curated record. Lineage: Eukaryota; Fungi; Ascomycota; Dothideomycetes; Dothideales; Saccotheciaceae.